Marmota flaviventris (yellow-bellied marmot) is the source of this 923-nucleotide messenger RNA. It is a transcript of the gene Med9, whose product is annotated as mediator complex subunit 9. Lineage: Eukaryota; Metazoa; Chordata; Mammalia; Rodentia; Sciuridae. The record is from RefSeq and is a predicted model, not a curated record. Gene Ontology annotation, molecular function: transcription coregulator activity. Gene Ontology annotation, biological process: regulation of transcription by RNA polymerase II. Gene Ontology annotation, cellular component: mediator complex.
GUCCUACUGAUUGUUACUCCCGCGCCGCUAUGGCUUCCGCCGGGGUGGCCGCGGGGCGACAAGCCGAGGAUGCGUUACCACCCCCGUCCGAGCCGCAGCUGCCUGAGACCAAGCCGCUGCCGCCUCCUCAGCCGCCGCCUCCGGUCGCUGCGCCCCAGACGCAGCCGUCGCCGGCCCCGCGGCCUCAGUCACCCGCGGGCGUGAAGGAGGAGAACUACUCCUUUUUGCCUUUGGUUCACAACAUCAUCAAAUGCAUGGACAAGGACAGCCCAGAUGUCCACCAGGACCUGAAUGCCCUCAAAACCAAGUUCCAGGAGAUGCGGAAGCUCAUCAGCACCAUGCCGGGCAUUCACCUGAGCCCUGAGCAGCAGCAGCAGCAGCUGCACAGCCUCCGGGAGCAGGUCAGGACCAAGAACGAGCUCCUGCAGAAGUACAAGAGCCUCUGCAUGUUCGAGAUCCCCAAGGAGUAGAGGCCGCCAGUGUCCAGGACCCAGAGGAAGGCAGGGGAGGCAGCCGGCUUCCUUGCCCACAGUUCCUCUGGACUCUAGCUCUGAGCCUGGCCUCACCAGCCGCAAGCUGUACAUACCCAUGUGGCUAAGGCAUGCCGACGUGAGCGUCUGCCACUGGAAGCCAGAGGAUUCCUGAGGCUGGGGGGAAGGGCUGCCCUGUACUGGGGAGGGGGCCAUCUGCUGUGUGUCUGGGUCCCUCCCGCAGAUCUGAAGAGCACAGUAGGAAAGGAGGCGGCUCUUCCUUGCUUCCUGCCCUCCCGCUCCUCCCACCUCUGAUACAAUCAGCAUGUACCAGGUACAUAUUGUUCCUGUUAGCAGCCGUUUGGUGAAACAUUUGCAUAGAAUUCACUGGACAAAUUAGGCCUGUACUCAUAUGGCAUGGGUUUAAUAUGAUUAAAGAAGACUGUGAGAGAA